UGCCCAUGGUGUCUGCUGCGGCCGCGCCUGGGGAUGGCGGGGACGACGGGGGUCCUCUUGGUGCUGCUGCUCUGCGCCUCCCACGCUGCUGCCAGUUGUGGCAUCCAGCAAACCAGCGUUCUAGGAACUUCCGAGGAGGGUCUGGUCAGCGAGAGGGAGUUCCCGUGGGUGGUCUCCCUGCAGAGCUCCCACCACACCCACCUGGCUUUCGGCAGCAUCCUCAGAAGGACGCCGUGGCCAUCGUGGGGAUCGCGAGGAUGAACGCCACGGUGGUUUCUCACGAGGAGUAUCCGGUCAACACCAUCAUCGUCCACGAGGGCUUUGAUAACAGGACGAUGGCCAAUAACUUGGCCCUCCUGAAGACAGACGCGGCCAUGCAGUUCACCGGCCUGGUCCAGCCCAUCUGCUUCCUGGGCGGGAAGCUGUACAUGCCGCUGGCCUCGCGCAACUGCUGGGUGGCCGGCUGGAACCCCACGUUUGCAACGGGAAAGCAGAUGACGAUGAGUAUCCUGAGGAAAAUCUCCGUGCAAGACAUCAACCUGUGUCCCGUAAACGAGUUCCAGAAAACAGGAUGUGGCAGCCACGUGGAGCAGGAGACCGAUACAGUCUGCUUGGGGGACCCGGGAAACCCGCUCAUGUGCCAGCUGCAGGGGCUGGACCUGUGGGUGCUGAGAGGGAUCCUGACUCAGGGGGGCGAGAAGUGCCCUGGCCUCUUCCUGUACGUCAAGGUGGAGGACUACAGCGACUGGAUCACGUCCGAGACGCAGACGGACAGCCUUCUCCCCCUGUCCAUGUUCCACCACUACCACCACCACCAGGAGAACGCGGCCCCUGCCGAGGGCCCCUCGGCGCCCACCAUGGAGGCGCAGCUCCAAGAGCCAGCAAACAUGACCCUCUUCAUGGCCAGAUCUCCGUGGCCGGAGAACAGCUCUUUGGAGGGCGCAGGACCCCGGGGGAAGGGCGUGAGGGAUUCGGGCAGCUCUCCGGGGGAGGGGAGGGGGAGGAGGAGGCGGCCCAGCCCGCGUACUAUGACUAUUACAGUGAGCAGGAGGCCGGGCACGGGGCGUCCAUUUCGGGUCAGAACGGGUUGCAUCAGCCCCAAGAAACGCUCUUGCUUUGCUCUGCGCUUGUUUUCUUUUGGAACGCUAGAGAGUCUGGGAGCUAACCCCCCGCCCACGGAAGAGUAGGCUCAGAGUGCUGAGUGCCCGGCCCCCGCCACGCCGCGUGGGUGCCUGAUCGCUGCACGCCCGGCUGCCCCGGCCCAGCCCGGCCCGCGGCCCGCCCUCCUCUGUCUCACUGCCCCGUGCUCCCACGGCACCGUCAUCUGUGCUUUGAACUAAAGGUGGGCUAACGAGUCAAACCGUGAGAGUGCCCUGUGGUUCUUUCAGUGUCAGCGCUUCCAGGGGCCAGGCUGGGACCCGGCCCACCACAGGCCGACGGGCCGGGGAGGUGGCCGCUGGCCUGGCCGGAGAGUCGGGGACACCAGUCGGCACGGGGAACAGAGAGAGGCCCCUGUGAC
Messenger RNA from Eptesicus fuscus (big brown bat), 1519 nucleotides. It is a transcript of the gene PRSS54, whose product is annotated as serine protease 54. The transcript is spliced from 5 exons. The coding region runs from base 6 to 1187 and encodes 393 amino acids. Gene Ontology annotation, biological process: proteolysis. Gene Ontology annotation, molecular function: serine-type endopeptidase activity. NCBI's taxonomy places the organism in Eukaryota, Metazoa, Chordata, Mammalia, Chiroptera, Vespertilionidae. The record is from RefSeq and is a predicted model, not a curated record.